Messenger RNA from Gastrolobium bilobum, 2394 nucleotides. Its product is annotated as protein PAL OF QUIRKY-like. The coding region runs from base 105 to 683 and encodes 192 amino acids. Gene Ontology annotation, molecular function: protein binding. The record is from RefSeq and is a predicted model, not a curated record. Lineage: Eukaryota; Viridiplantae; Streptophyta; Magnoliopsida; Fabales; Fabaceae. The transcript has 2 exons.
CGCCAAAGCAGCUACAAACUUCAAAGCUCUCUUCUUCUCUCUUUUUUCUUUUUUCGUUUUUAACAGAUUCAAAUACAGUAUCCACACCUAACUAACAACACACCAUGGUCUUUCGUGAGGACAAAUCCACCCUCAAAUUCCUCUGCAGUUACGGCGGCAAAAUCCUCCCCCGCCACCCCGACGGCAAGCUCCGCUACCUCGGCGGCCACACCCGUGUCCUCGCCCUCCCUCGCUCCACUCCCUUUUCCGAGGUACUGGUGAAGUUGGAAGAGCUAUGCGGCUCACACGUGACCCACUUUCGUUGCCAAUUACCCUCCGAAGACCUCGACGCUUUGGUGUCCAUCACCUCCGACGAGGAUCUCGCAAACCUCAUCGAGGAAUACGACAAUGUUUCGUCUUUAAAGAUCAGAGCGUUCCUCUUCUCUUCACCUGCUCGGUCAAAAUCUUUGUCGUCGUCAUCAUCUUCUUCCUCUUCAUCGUCGUCUUCCUCCUCCACGUUGUCGUUUAGUUACCCUACUUGUACGGCGGUACCGCCGGCGGUGAUUAGUCAGGUGUCACCGACGACAGCUACGAAGAAGUGUGCUGGGACCGGGACAAAUGUUCCUCUUCCCUGUUGUGGUUACCGUGUUAAGGGGAAACGUGGUGUCGUUUACCUCAUCCGCAACGGCAACCAUUGGCACUAGCGCUGUUGUCGUUUAUUUUGCUGGAUGAUUCAACAACUAAGAACCCGUUUUUAUUUAAGAAAAAAAUAAACGGCAAAAAGGUUUAUAAGAUAAGGUUUAUGUUUUCUCAUGUUACAAGGUAACCUUGAUCGUGAAAUAUCUAUUGCUUGUUGAACACUCUGAAUUAUGUGAAAGUAGGAUACUCCAAAUUUAGGAGUUCAAGAGUUUUAUAAAACUCUCUUGAUGAAAAAAAAAAAAUAGUGAACGAAAGAUCUUGCUAAAUUGAGUUGGGUCCAUGAAUCUAGUGAAGAGUGAGAAUUUUUUAUCUUUCUCAAUUCAAAAAUUCAGGAUUUGAAUUUAUGUCCUCUCAUCGAAUCCUCGUAAAUUGUAUUGAUUUAUUCGAAAGAUUUCACUUCAAUUGGAAUUUGGUUAUUCAUCGUGUACCCCCGCUAAGCAUCCAUGGCUGAAUGGUUAAAGCGCCCAACUCAUAAUUGGAGAAUUCGUAGGUUCAAUUCCUACUAGAUGGACGCCAAUGGGACCCCUCCAAUAAUAAGUCUAUCAUAUCUUUAUUCAAGAAUGAAAUCUUAUUGGAAUCAUUUAAUUUAUCCUUCAAAACCAUAUCACAUCCUGGAUUUGAUGAAAUAGGAUAAAAUUUAUCUUUUACUCAUACAUAAAUAAAUUUAUCUCCUAUCUAUAUAUAAAAAUAUAUGUGAUUUAUAUGUUUUUCUUUCUUUUUUUUAUGUUUAUAUGGGAUUUUUACAUUUUUAAAUAUGUGUAGAAGAUAAAACUUAUGUAUAUAAAUAUUAACCCCAUAUCAUAAUAUGUAUAUAUGUGGUGUGAAUCUUUGCGAAGGAUUGGGGUUUUAGAUUGUGAUUCUUGCUUUGACCAUUAAUGAAUUUCAGUCCAAAUUUGUGAGGGUGAGUCCGUUCGUCCUUUUCAUUUUAUUUUUUUUGUGAUUUUUUUUUCGUAUCCCUUUGUUCAUUAGUUUUUAUUUUUGGCUCUGGAAAUUUAUCCAUUUGCUUUUGUUAUCAGUUGUCACUGUAUGGGUGGUCCUGUUACGUCUUUUUCAUAAAUGCUUUUUUUCUCUGUUUUUUUUUUUUUGGCCGUGAUGACCUUAACUUCUUCCUUGAGUUAUCCUUGUCAUCAUUAUCAUUACAAUUUUUUCAACUCAAAACUCUUUGACACUUUGCCCUUUGUUUUUUGUUUCUCAGCAUUUGAUGGAUUAAUAGUUUGACAUUUCUGGUCGCAGGUUUAGUGAGAAGGCUGAAACAGAUCAAUGAGAAAGACACAAUGGUUGGAAAUCGACAAUCACACAAAUCGCAGACCAAAAGAGAAAGAGAGAGAUUAGACACAAAGAUUUAUACUGGUUCAUCAAAUUUAGGUCUGUACUAUAUUCACCUCACCGCCACUUGUUACAAAUCAAUGAGUUUACAAGAAAAAUAUAAAUAGAAUUAGAAAAUCCUAACAACAGUUAUUUAUGGACCCAACAAGGACCCUCAUUUGGGACCCUCAGAGCGGAACUCCAGUUGCUUUCUACUGACCCCGACAACAAGACCCUUAUCGCGAUACGAAGUAUGAGCAGUACUCAGGAAGAAGUGACUUAGAAUGUUGUGGCAUGACUAUCAUUUAAUAGCAUUGUAGCUUUCAUUACUCUUUGCUCUUGCGUACCAAUGUAUCUUUUCUAUAAAAGUGGUGAUUGCCUGCAUCUUUAUCCACUGAAGAUGAAAAAUUC